Molecule: messenger RNA, 900 nt
Organism: Tarenaya hassleriana
Lineage: Eukaryota; Viridiplantae; Streptophyta; Magnoliopsida; Brassicales; Cleomaceae
Product: ribulose-phosphate 3-epimerase, cytoplasmic isoform-like
Exons: 8
Coding region: 68-748 (226 amino acids)
Biological process (GO): pentose-phosphate shunt, non-oxidative branch; pentose-phosphate shunt; carbohydrate metabolic process
Cellular component (GO): cytosol
Molecular function (GO): metal ion binding; D-ribulose-phosphate 3-epimerase activity
Source: RefSeq, a predicted model, not a curated record
UUGCGCCUCUUGUCUCACCUAACACGAACAAGAGAAUCUGAUCGUGUCGGAAUCACAAAGCGGGAAGAUGGGGAUGACGCCGAAAAUCGCGCCUUCGAUGCUGUCGUCGGACUUCGCUAAUUUGGCGGCGGAGGCCAACCGUAUGCUCGCUCUUGGUGCCGAUUGGCUCCACAUGGACAUCAUGGAUGGGCAUUUUGUCCCAAAUUUAACGAUCGGUGCACCCAUUAUCGAGAGUUUGAGAAAGCACACCGAUGCUUAUCUUGAUUGUCAUCUUAUGGUGACAAAUCCCCUGGAUUACGUGGAGCCUCUGGCUAAAGCCGGGGCGUCUGGUUUCACAUUCCACAUCGAGGCGGCCAAAGACAAUUGGCGAGAACUUGUUCAGAAAAUUAAGUCUGCUGGAAUGAGGCCGGGCAUAUCACUGAAGCCUGGAACACCCAUCGAAGAAAUCUAUCCUCUGGUUGAAGGAGAAAAUGCUGUUGAAAUGGUUCUUGUGAUGACCGUAGAACCUGGAUUUGGUGGACAGAAGUUCAUGCCAGACAUGAUGGAUAAGGUUCGUGCAUUGAGGAGCAAAUACCCGACUCUUGAUAUCGAGGUGGACGGAGGGUUGGGGCCGUCGACCAUAGACGUGGCGGCUGCGGCAGGGGCCAACUGUAUAGUGGCCGGAAGUUCAGUGUUCGGAGCGCCGGAUCCUGGUCUUGUCAUCUCCCUCCUCAGGGACUCUGUUCUCAAAGCCCAAACCACAUCUUGAGGUUCUGGUCUUGUAAUAAUAUCUGACUUUUGAAUAAUUAUAGAUAUCCAUAAUUAAAAAAAUAUAUAUAUUGUUAUGGUCAUCGAGUUGGGCUAUAUAUGUGGUAUCUAAUGAUAUAACACUUUUGUGAAAUGAUUCAACUUCUCCACCAA